AUGACAGUAAUUAGAUUUCUCUCAUGUCUCCAAGGAGAGGAGAUUAACUUGAGCAUCGAUCCUCUUCCCAGAACUGGUGAUGAUGAGAGCUGGACGGGACUUCUAUCCGAUGGGAACAAGAAGCGAGGAAGAACACAAGUUGGGGUGGAGGAGUAG
This is a messenger RNA of Dovyalis caffra, 156 nucleotides long. Lineage: Eukaryota; Viridiplantae; Streptophyta; Magnoliopsida; Malpighiales; Salicaceae. The record is from the annotation of a GenBank genome assembly.